Molecule: messenger RNA, 2487 nt
Organism: Polyodon spathula (Mississippi paddlefish)
Lineage: Eukaryota; Metazoa; Chordata; Actinopteri; Acipenseriformes; Polyodontidae
Product: gamma-aminobutyric acid receptor subunit pi-like
Exons: 10
Coding region: 197-1540 (447 amino acids)
Biological process (GO): nervous system process; regulation of membrane potential; chemical synaptic transmission
Cellular component (GO): synapse; neuron projection; membrane
Molecular function (GO): extracellular ligand-gated monoatomic ion channel activity; GABA-A receptor activity; neurotransmitter receptor activity
Source: RefSeq, a predicted model, not a curated record
GACAGAGACACACUCACUGUUGUUCAUUGCUUUUGGAAGUUGGUGCCCCAUUACACUGCUGUGUGAUGUGGAGGGGACAGCACUGAGCCCAAACUGAACAGAACUGUACGAUUUGAGCACAGAUAGAGAAAGAAGAGUGAAGCCUUGCACCUGCUAAAAAGAGCCUCCAGGAUUCGCACCCACACUGCUGAAGAAGAUGUUUGUCUCCCUGCUGACCUGUGUCCCCCUCUUUCUCUUCCUGAUGCACAGCACGUGCAUGUUAUCUGGAGCCAAGCAUCCUGACAGGAAUGACUUUGACCUCUCACCCACCAUCCAGAAACUUAUGAAAGGCUACAACCGUUACCUGAGGCCCAAUUUCAAUGAAGGUCCGAUCGAGAUCGGGAUGAGUCUGGACAUUGCGAGUAUUGACGCCAUCUCUGAAAUCAACAUGGACUACACAGCGACCAUCUUCCUGAGGCAGCGGUGGACGGAUGAGCGACUCCUCUUCGAGGGCAAUAAGAGCCUGAGUCUGGACGGAAGGUUAGUGGAGCUCCUCUGGGUACCAGACACAUUCAUCGUUGACUCCAAGAAGUCAUUCCUGCAUGACAUCACUGUGGAGAACCGCCUCAUCCGAAUCUUCAGCAAUGGCACUGUGCUCUACGCACUCAGGAUAACGGCUACAAUCGCCUGUAACAUGGACCUGACCAAAUACCCCAUGGAUCGGCAAGAGUGCACCAUGCAGUUGGAGAGCUGGGGCUAUAAUCUUCAGGAUGUGGUUUUUUACUGGACGCGGGGGAACGAUUCAGUGAAAGGUCUAGACACACUGCAGCUUGCACAGUACUCAGUGGAGAGCUACUACACCUCCGUAUCACAAGCUGUGUAUGAGACAGGUUUCUACCCCAAGCUGGUACUCCACUUUGCGCUGCGGCGUAACAUCUUGUACUUCAUCCUGGAGACGUAUGUCCCGUCUACGCUGCUGGUGGCGCUGUCCUGGGUCUCCUUCUGGAUCAGCCAGUCUUCUGUCCCAGCCCGCACCUGCAUCGGGGUGACGACAGUCCUGACCAUGACCACCCUGAUGAUGGGCGCUCGCACCUCCCUUCCCAAUGCAAACUGCUUCAUCAAGGCUAUUGAUGUGUACCUGGGGAUCUGCUUCAGUUUCAUAUUUGGGGCUCUGUUGGAGUAUGCCAUUGCACACUUCUGCACUGUGCAGCACUUCACUCUCCAGGAUGUGCAGCAGGAGCUUAGGAAAGAUUUAGAGGAGUCAAAAGGGACGCUUCCAGUCAUCAGCACCAGUUUCGCCCACCCCAGCAAGGUGGUGAAGCGAAACAACAUCCAGAAGGACUGUGUGAGAAUGGUGACUCCUGGGGAGGUGAGCUCAAAGGCGGAGCUGGGCCUGGGUAAUGAGCAGUUCUUCGUGGCUCUCAAGGGGAAGGUUCAGCGAACCCUGGCUUUCUUCCAUGUGGAAAACCCACACAACAUUGACCGCUAUUCCCGCAUGUUCUUCCCCCUGGCAUUCAUGUUAAUCAAUGUUUUCUACUGGAUCUAUUACCUCUUCCUCUAAACACACACUGAACCCCUCCUUGUCUUUUAAUGAAACAGUUUUAAAGGGUGUACACUUGGAAUAGAAUGGACAAGUUGCAGUGGUCUCCUUGCUUAAUUGCUGUUUUAAAAGUAUCUAACUGUAAGCCUGUGUAGGGUGAAGACCAUUCUUGUGGUUAUGUCACCCAAAGUACAAGGGGAAAGAGACCAGACACUAAAGUAUUUAUAAUGAUUUCCAUUCCUUCUGCAGUGGUGUUAUUGCAUACAACUGGAUCCUCAAAGUAAAAAUACAUGAAGGACUUCAUAAGAAGGUUUAUGUCAGACUGCUGUGCACCACAGAAUCUAUCGACCUAUAUUAAGCAGAUCCUUUGCUAUAAAACCUAGGCUGAAGUUAAAUAUUUAAACAUCUUUAGGACUCAGAAGAGACUGCUAUAGUGCAUCAAACAAAUGGGCCUGUCUCCCAAUGUCUGACACGCUGUCCUUUUUCGUUCUUCCCAACUCCUACUUGUGAAGUGCCUCAGGACAGACUUAAUCAUGCCUGUUUUUACAUCUGAAGCGAAAAUCUGUGGCUGGCAAACUGAGGUUGCCUUGGAAACUUCUCAGCUGAAAGAUGAUAAACCUGAUGUCAGACAUUGAUCCCUUUCACAUUAACUGAUGCACAUUAUUGAGGAAGGAAAUAGGGAAUUCUUCACCCGAACUAAAGAAAUAGUUCUGCUCCUCAGUUCAGCAUAUUAUAUAUUCUCUUCAAACUUGCCUAAACUCUUCACACAUUUUUCUUACAUGCCUACCAGCAGCAUCUAACAAUCAAAUAAAGCACAUAAAAGCAUGGACAUUACUGAGCUUUGAAUGAUCCAAAUACCGAUUACCGGAUUCUGCUGAGCCAACGCCACGGCUUGAAUGAACAUUUAGCUGAAAGUCACAUUUUCACCAUUAAUUUCUGCUUUUUAAUAAUGAUGCGCAAAUAAUGCC